Molecule: messenger RNA, 466 nt
Organism: Nestor notabilis (Kea)
Lineage: Eukaryota; Metazoa; Chordata; Aves; Psittaciformes; Psittacidae
Gene: TMEM161A
Product: transmembrane protein 161A
Exons: 5
Source: RefSeq, a predicted model, not a curated record
UGCUGCGUUAUUUCCUGGACUACCAGUGGUUUGUGGACUUUGCUGUCUACUCCACCGCCGUCUAUGUCUUCACUGAGGGCUACUACUGCCUGGUGGACCCCCAGAAGGAGAUGAACAUCGGGGUGCUCUGGUGCCUGCUGACAGUUGUCUUCUCCGUCAAGGUCUUCUUCAUGGUGAUGCGCCAUUACUUCCGCUCAGAGGAGGGGGGCGAGCGCUCCGUCUGCCUCACCUUCGCCUUCUUCUUCCUCCUCCUCGCCAUGGUGGCCCUGGUCAUCACCGACCGGGAGAGCAUCCUGAAGCAGCGGGCCUGGAAGUGGACGCUGCCCGUCGCCAAGCUGGCCCUCAAGCUGGGGGUCCUGCUCCACGGGAGUUUCCUGGCGCCCGUCCUCGUGGUGGUGAUGUGGGUCAAGCCCAUCUCACGGGACUUCCUGCUCCACGCGCCCAUGGGCAAGCAGACAGUGCAGAU